GCAUAACGGUAACCAAGCAGUAAUACUCAGUGAUGGAUUUAUCGACAAGGCAUAGCUGCUUGAGACUUGAAAUCCCCGGAAGAAGAUUAGAAGGCGAGCAGCAAUCAGAUGUUAUAUUCGUCAAGGGAACUUGGUUCGAUUCUCAUUUCGAUCUUUCUAUCACCAAUGGACUCGACACUUGGCUCUGCAACGCAUCGGAAGCUGAGGUUCGAGAGAGGGCCACUCAAUGGGACCAAUCGGUUUCCGAAUACAUCGAGACCGCAGAGCGGUAUCUAGGGUUUCAACAGCCCGAUUCCGUUUACAAUUUCGUGGACGCUGGAGAUGGCUACAAAAGGUUGUCAUGGACAUUUGAAAAGCAAGGAACUAAGCUAGAAUGGCGUUGGAAAUGUCUACCAUCACCUGAUAAUAAGAAAACUACAAUGCAAAUCCUGGAUUUUCUUAUGGAUGCAAAUAUACGGUUAAGUGAAGAAGUUGUUGGGAAGACCCAGGCAUUUGAGAGAAUGAAACUGGAAGCUGAAAAAUCCUUAGCACUAAGUGAGAAGAUCUACAGUGAGAAGGCAGAAUUCGAAUCUGCAAUCUAUGCUAAGUUUGUUGGGGUUUUGAAUUCAAAGAAAGCAAAAUUGAGAGAGCUUCGAGAUCGACUUGCGAAGCUGGAAACUACCAGUAAAUCACCACCGGAAGGGGAUGAGUCCACUGAUAAAACUGAGGAUUAUGACGAAGGAAGUGAUGAUGAAAAAAUUGAGGAAGAACCAUUGGAAACCAUCCCUACCACCUCAAAGAAUGUUCAACCAACCAGGGCUAAGAGUCGGAAGAGGAAUACACGCAACUAGGUAAUCUUUCUUCAAAACUAAGUUGCAUUCAACAAACAUCAUCCCUUUUUGGCUAUUUCGGUUGUGUAAAGAAAUUUCAAGUGAAUGGCAAUUUUACUCAGGAUCAGGUGGAUAAUUGUAAAAUCUGGAGGACUUGGU
Molecule: messenger RNA, 968 nt
Organism: Telopea speciosissima
Lineage: Eukaryota; Viridiplantae; Streptophyta; Magnoliopsida; Proteales; Proteaceae
Product: DNA repair protein XRCC4
Exons: 5
Coding region: 33-830 (265 amino acids)
Biological process (GO): response to X-ray; double-strand break repair via nonhomologous end joining; DNA recombination
Cellular component (GO): DNA ligase IV complex; nucleus; DNA-dependent protein kinase-DNA ligase 4 complex
Molecular function (GO): DNA binding
Source: RefSeq, a predicted model, not a curated record